This is a messenger RNA of Trichomonas vaginalis G3, 228 nucleotides long. Its product is annotated as protein serine/threonine kinase protein. Lineage: Eukaryota; Parabasalia; Trichomonadida; Trichomonadidae. The record is from RefSeq and is a predicted model, not a curated record. The coding region runs from base 1 to 228 and encodes 75 amino acids. The transcript has a single exon.
AUGCUGCGAAUCUCGCUCCAUAUUUCAUUGAACAAGAACAUCGAAUCAGUCAAUUCCAUUGACAUAAAAGCUGGGACUCCAAUUAUUACAGAUGACCUCAAAGUUUGCAUGCCAGGAAGCUACGAGAUCGGUAAACCACUUCAUAACUGUAUCAAAGAUCCGCCACGUGUGGAAAAAUGCAUUCCUUCCGCCGAAAAGACCGAGAAAAAUGCGAAUGUUGGGCAGUAA